GGCCGAGCCCUCAGGCCCCACCCGCAGAAGCCCUGCUCGGGGCGCCACCCGAGCCCCCCAGGGCCCGGGCCUGUGGGGGGAUCCUUCACGUGACUCGGUGAUGCAGAACGGUUGUGACCUUCAAUGUGUGUCUGUAAACGCGAGGGUCCCAGCAACUGUGCGGGUUUGCGCCCGGCCCUGCCCGGGGUGCGGGGACGUGUGGGUGUGUGAGCAUAUGUGGGCGUGUUGGGGAGGGUGCCCAGAGACAUGUGACAAAGACCCGUCUCCGGGAGAUGGUGAAGGGGCCUGCGAGCUGGCGCUUUGUCUGGUUGUCUGCAGAGCCGCGGCGCCCGCCUGAGCAGCGCAGGAUGCUUGGGCGCCAGGGUGGCCCGGGGCGCGCGCGCCCGUGCCAGGGUGAGUGUGCUGCGGCAGCGCCGUGGGGCAGCGCGACGGGCCUGGCCGGGCCUCGGGCGUGACUGAGUGCCACCCGUGGGCGCUGCAGUGGCAGCGUGUCCCCGUGACCUCGGGAGCCGGGCUGGGGCCCGGGUGGAUCCCCGCGCCCCUCCCGGUCCGCCCUCCACGUGCGUGUCCGCGGCGCGCGUGUCCGCCCGCGCGCACCCGCCUGCCUGCCUGCCUGUCGCCGCCGCCGCCGCCACCACCACCGCGAACGGCGCGGAGAAAAGGUGCCGGGAGCCGAGAGAGCCGGGGCCGAGGGCCCGAGCGCCAUGGGCCGGAGGGCGCGCGGCUGGCGGGCUGGGCCUCCCCCCCGCGAGAGAGCGGCCUGGAGUCGGCCGAGGCCGGCUGGGCCCGCGGGGAGGCCGGCCCGCGCCCCCUGAACGAUGGACACCAGGGAGCUCACCAUGGCCCCGCCACUCCUGUUGCUGCUGCUGGCCAGUGGAGCCGCCGCCUGCCCGCUGCCCUGCGUGUGCCAGAACCUGUCGGAGUCGCUCAGCACCCUCUGUGCCCACCGAGGCCUGCUGUUUGUGCCACCCAACGUGGACCGGCGCACGGUGGAACUGCGCCUGGCUGACAACUUCAUCCAGGCCCUGGGACCGCCUGACUUCCGCAACAUGACAGGGCUGGUGGACCUGACGCUGUCCCGAAAUGCCAUCACCCGCAUCGGGGCCCGCGCCUUCGGGGACCUGGAGAGCCUGCGCUCUUUGCAUCUGGAUGGCAACAGGCUGGUGGAGCUGGGCAGCGGCAGCCUCCGGGGGCCUGUCAACCUGCAGCACCUCAUCCUCAGUGGCAACCAGCUGGGCCGCAUCGCGCCAGGGGCCUUCGAUGACUUCCUCGACAGCCUCGAGGACCUGGAUGUGUCCUAUAACAACCUCCGGCAGGUCCCCUGGGCUGGCAUCGGGGCCAUGCCUGCCCUGCACACCCUUAACCUGGACCAUAACCUCAUCGACGCACUGCCCCCAGGUGUCUUUGCCCAGCUUAGCCAGCUCUCCCGCCUUGACCUCACCUCCAACCGCCUGGCCACGCUGGCACCUGACCCGCUCUUCUCCCGAGGUCGGGAUGCGGAGGCCUCCCCGUCCCCCCUGGUGCUGAGCUUCAGCGGGAACCCACUGCACUGUAACUGUGAGCUGCUCUGGCUGAGGCGGCUGGCCCGGCCUGAUGACCUGGAAACCUGUGCUUCGCCACCACCCUUGGCGGGCCGCUACUUCUGGGCAGUGCCUGAGGGAGAGUUCUCCUGCGAGCCUCCACUGAUUGCCCGUCACACACAGCGCCUGUGGGUGCUGGAGGGCCAGCGGGCUACUCUGAGGUGCAGGGCCCUCGGUGACCCUGUGCCCACCAUGCACUGGGUUGGCCCUGACGACCGGCUGGUUGGCAACUCUUCACGAGCCUGGGCUUUCCCCAACGGCACUCUAGAGAUUGGGGUGACAGGCGCUGGAGAUGCAGGAGCCUAUACCUGCAUCGCCACCAACCCCGCUGGCGAGGCCACAGCCCGGGUGGAGCUGCGGGUGUUGGCCUUGCCCCAUGGUGGAAACACCAGUGCUGAGGGGGGCCGUCCUGGGCCCUCAGACAUUGCUGCUUCUGCUAGAACUGCUGCCGAAGGCGAGGGGACUUUAGAGUCUGAGCCAGUGGUGCAAGUGACGGAGGUGACUGCCACCUCUGGCCUGGUGAGCUGGGGCCCGGGGCGGCCAUCUGACCCCGUGUGGAUGUUCCAAAUCCAGUACAACAGCAGCGAGGACGAGACCCUCAUCUACCGGAUCGUACCAGCCUCCAGUCACCACUUCCUACUGAAGCAUCUGGUUCCUGGUGCCGACUACGACCUCUGCCUGCUGGCCCUGUCACCUGCUGCCGGGCCUUCCGACCUCACGGCCACCAGACUGCUGGGCUGUGCCCACUUCUCCACGCUACCAGCCACACCCCUGUGCCAUGCCCUACAGGCCCAUGUGCUGGGCGGGACCCUGACUGUGGCAGUAGGUGGGGUCCUAGUGGCCGCCUUACUGGUCUUCACUGUGGCCUUGCUGGUUCGGGGCCGGGGAGCUGGGAAUGGCCGCCUGCCACUCAAACUUAGCCAUGUCCAAUCCCAGACCAAUGGUGGCACCAGCCCCAUGCCCAAGAGCCACCCACCACGGAGCCCUCCACCCCGUCCCCAGCGCAGCUGUUCCCUGGACCUGGGAGACACUGGUGGGUGCUACGGGUAUGCCAGGCGCCUGGGAGGGGCCUGGGCCCGGCGGAGUCACUCUGUACAUGGGGGGCUGCUGGGAGCUGGGUGCCGGGGCCUGGGGGGCAGUACAGAGCGGCUGGAGGAGAGUGUGGUGUGACAGGAGGCCAGCCUCUUCGUGCCCUGAGGAAGGCAGUGCCACUGCGGGGCCCAGGUGGCAGCACCCAGCCUGGGUGGGCAGCACGGCCCUGGGCCCCGCUCUGCUUUUUCUCCUCAGUACCUCAGGCUCCCCAGGUACUUGGUGGGACAGCAAGCCCUUUCCUUGGUUUUGGCCUCCAGACUAAAGGGACAGGUCCCACCAACAGGUGCUCAGAGCCACCAAGGCAGGGGCUGCAGCCACCAAGAGGGAGUCUUGUUUCUAUUUAUAAUAAAAUUGUUGGGGACACUUCA
This is a messenger RNA of Peromyscus leucopus (white-footed mouse), 3040 nucleotides long. Its product is annotated as leucine-rich repeat and fibronectin type-III domain-containing protein 4. The coding region runs from base 819 to 2750 and encodes 643 amino acids. The transcript is spliced from 3 exons. The record is from RefSeq and is a predicted model, not a curated record. Lineage: Eukaryota; Metazoa; Chordata; Mammalia; Rodentia; Cricetidae. Gene Ontology annotation, molecular function: protein binding.